Molecule: messenger RNA, 2140 nt
Organism: Brassica napus (rape)
Lineage: Eukaryota; Viridiplantae; Streptophyta; Magnoliopsida; Brassicales; Brassicaceae
Exons: 14
Coding region: 157-1425 (422 amino acids)
Cellular component (GO): nucleus; nucleolus
Source: RefSeq, a predicted model, not a curated record
CGAACCAACCGGUUCGCGGGUUAAGUGAAAGCUCUAGGGUUUAUGAUUAGCUCAGCCAAGUUUCUUCUUUUCACAGCUUCUUCUGUGCUCGUAGACAGCUUUGAGGUCGACGACUCCAAGUUUGCUCGACAGUUUUGAGCGUUAGGAGUGUUUAAGAUGGCUGGGGGAUCAAAGAUGUCUAAAAGAGCAAGACUUUAUGAAAGUGAAUCAGAAGAGAUGAGCGAGCCUGAGGACAAUCUCGAGGUGGAAGGGGAGAGUGACGAUGAAGAGUUGUCUGAUGGUGAAGGAGGUAGCAUGGAAGGGAGUGAAGAGGAAGAUGAAGGAGAUAGUGAGGAAGAUGACGAAGGAGGUGAGAAUGAAGAUGUGGAUGGAGAAAGCGAUGAACUUGAUGAUGGAGAUGACGAAGAAAGCGAGAGUGGCGAUGAAGAGGACGAUGACAAUAAAGAUGCUGCCAUGGAAGAGCUUGAGAAAGAGUACCAGGAGCUCCGUUCACAGGAACAGGAUAUAUUGAAAAACCUGAAGCGUGAUAAGGGUGAGGAUGCUGCUAAAGGUCAAGCUGUGAAGAACCAGAAGGCUCUUUGGGAUAAAACUUUGGAGCUCAGAUUCUUACUUCAGAAAGCAUUUAGCAGUUCAAACAGAUUGCCACAGGAGACUGUCAAAUCGUCUUUUUGUUCGGAAGAUGAGAAGGUAUCAACAGCAUAUUCAGAGCUAAUUACUUCGUCUAAGAAGACAUUAGACUCCCUCUUGGAGUUGCAAGAGGCUUUGUUUGAGAAGAAUCCCUCGGUUGACCAACAAGCAAAUGGCACCGAAUCCAUUAAAUCAGAUGCAGAAGAUAGCGAUGAAUGGCACCGAGUAUCUGACAUGCAGAAAAGAAUGUGUGUGUUCCGAAACAAGGCUGUGGACAAAUGGCAAAGAAGAACACAAGUCACAACUGGUGCAGCUGCUAUUAAAGGAAAGCUCCAUGCCUUUAACCAGAACGUUAGUGAGCAGGUUGCUUCUUACAUGAGGGAUCCAAGUAGAAUGAUUAAGCAAAUGCAACAAUCAAGAUCUACUGUUGCUGUUUUUGGAACUGUCCCCGAGGAAACCAUGGAACCAAAACAACCAAAACAAGAGGAAAAACAAGUUGAAGGAGACCCUGAACUUGUGGAGGAUGCAGAAUUCUAUCAACAGUUACUAAAGGAGUUCUUUGAGACCAUCGAUCCAGCUUCCUCAGAGGCGGCUUUCUACGCGAUGAAGAAGUUUCAAACGAAGAAGAGGAAAGUUGUGGAUCGGCGUGCCUCCAAGAGCAGAAAGAUCAGGUAUAAUGUGCACGAGAAGAUAGUCAACUUCAUGGCUCCACGACCUGCCAAGAUUCCUCCAAACACUGCAGAUUUGCUGAAGAAUCUGUUCGGUCUCAAGACCAGAAACGGUCUGUCUGAAGCAUAAUGUUUUAACAAAACCGCAGGAAUAGAUUUGAUUACUUCUUUUUGGUGUGUGCUGUGUUGUUGUAAUACAAUCUUUGAUAGUGAAAAACUCAGUUUAUUUAUCAAACAUCAUUUCAGCUUUUCUUAUAUAAAAGACAGAUUUGAAAAUAAAACAGAAGCGUUAAAGGUCAGUACAGUACACAGAGCCUCCUGCGUCGAUACUCCGCUGUUCAUUGUGGUUUUCAGUUUGAUUAAGUUAUCAAAUAUAUAAUCCGAAGAUGAAACGCUGUCGUAUUGAGGGUUCUGAAGCCCUAGAAAAGAACUUACAUAUAAAGCACAUCGUCUUAGUUGUAGCUUCUUCUGUAUUUCUCAGCUGGGCUAUAACAGGAGAGUGAGGAAGAAAGAGAUGGCUGGGCACAAGAUUGCACAUGCAACCUUGAAAGGACCAAGUGUGGUGAAGGAGUUAGUUAUCGGUCUUGCACUCGGCCUAGCGGCUGGUGGGCUAUGGAAGAUGCACCACUGGAACGAGCAGAGGAAGACGAGAGCAUUCUAUGAUUUGCUUGAGAAGGACGAGAUUAGUGUUGUUGUUGCAGAGUACUAGUAUUGGUAGUAGAGAUAGAGAUCUUCUCCUCCAACGUUUGAAUAUUUUUGAUGAUGACGAUCACCUUCAAACGCUUUGUUAUUAGUUUCGAAACCUAUCAUGAUUAAUAUAUAUAUAUGAUGAUGCUUUCUAGUCA